UUCUUCUGUGGUGCUUGACGUCAGGCGAAUGAUGAAUAUUUAGAGAUUGUGAUUUUCGAUAUUUAGUGGCGUUUUGUGUGGACACAUAUUAAUGUAUUUAGUGAAAUUACUAAAAUGGAAACCGAUUGGAUGAUAGAAGACUCGACGACACCCAAGGUGACAUCAUUAACAUCUCUGGACACGGGCGUGCGGCCGGCGCCGAGCGGCGCAGCUUACGUGGGCGAGCGGAACACAUGUCUCAACUUGUUCUCAAGAUGGAACGAAACCGACCAGGUGGAGUUUGUGGAGCAGCUGCUGGCACGCAUGUGCCAUUAUCAGCAUGGCCACAUCAACGCAUACCUCAAGCCCAUGCUGCAAAGGGACUUCAUCAGCAUGCUGCCCAAGAAAGGGCUCGACCACGUGGCAGAGAACAUCCUCUCGUACCUGGACGCCAGCUCGCUGUGCGCCGCCGAGCUGGUCUGCCGCGAGUGGCAGCGGGUCAUCUCCGAGGGUAUGCUGUGGAAGAAGCUGGUGGAGAGGAAGGUGCGCACCGACUCGCUGUGGCGCGGCCUGGCUGAGAGGAGGGGCUGGAUAAUGUACCUGUUCAAACCGAAGCCCGGCUGCCAGCAUCCCUCGCACUCCUUCUACAGACAGCUGUACCCCAAGAUCAUACAGGACAUACAGUCCAUCGAGGACAACUGGCGCAUGGGCAGGCACAACUUGCAGAGGAUAAACUGUCGUUCAGAGAAUUCAAAGGGAGUGUACUGUCUGCAGUACGACGACAACAAAAUAGUAUCCGGCCUCAGAGACAACACCAUCAAGAUAUGGGACAGAAAGACAUUACAAUGUGUCAAGGAGCUCCAAGGUCACACAGGCUCGGUGCUGUGCCUGCAGUACGAUGAGCGAGCCAUCAUAUCGGGCUCCUCGGACAGCACGGUGAGGGUGUGGGACGUCACCACGGGGGCCAUGCUCAACACACUCAUCCACCACUGCGAGGCGGUGCUGCAUCUCAGGUUUUGCAACGGGAUGAUGGUCACUUGCAGUAAGGACAGGUCGAUAGCUGUAUGGGACAUGACGUCAACGACCGAGAUAAUGUUGAGACGAGUGCUGGUCGGGCACAGAGCAGCUGUCAAUGUGGUGGACUUUGACGAGAAGUACAUUGUCAGUGCCAGCGGUGACAGGACUAUUAAGGUGUGGAACACGUCAUCGUGCGAGUUCGUGCGCACGCUGAACGGUCACAAGCGCGGCAUCGCGUGUCUGCAGUACCGAGACAGGCUGGUGGUGUCGGGCUCCUCCGACAACACCAUCCGCCUGUGGGACAUCGAGUGUGGACAGUGCAUCCGCGUGCUGGAGGGGCACGAGGAGCUGGUCAGGUGUAUCCGGUUCGACAACAAGCGGAUAGUGAGCGGCGCGUACGACGGCAAGAUCAAAGUGUGGGACCUGCGCGCGGCGCUCGACGUGCGCACGCCUCACCAGGACCUGUGCCUGAGGACUCUGGUGGAGCACACAGGCCGAGUGUUCCGGCUACAGUUCGACGAGUUCCAGAUCGUGUCGUCAUCGCACGACGACACGAUUCUCGUGUGGGACUUCCUCAACUACGGCGGCGCGUCCCCCUCGCCCGCCGCGCCGCCCCCGCGCCGCUCCUCGCCCGACCACGACCGCGCCUUCUAUGACUAGGUGUGUGAGCCACGCGUUGACGACCCCUGCAACUUGUUAUACUAGCGAUCGUCAACAUUUUACAAUAGUUGUAAAAGUCGCCCAUACGCUAGAAUACAUUCCACUCACUUAUUGUUGAAGGGGUCGUCAACAACCUGCAACUUGUAACACCAGAGGUCGUCAACAUUUUAUAAUAUUUGUACAAGAAGCGUUUUCGCUAGAAUACAGUCCACAUGACUAGGUGUGUGAGUCACGUGUUGACGACCCUGCAUUUUGUUACACCAGGUAUCGUCAACAUUUUAUAAAUUUGUAAAAGCCGCGUUUUCGCUAGAAUACAGUCCACUCACUUAAAAUGGCUGGUCUUGUGUCGUCAUCGCACGACGCGAUUCUCGUGUAGGACUUCCUCAACUACGGCGGCGCGUCCCCCUCGCCCGCCGCGCCGCCCCCGCGCCGCUCCUCGCCCGACCACGACCGCGCCUUCUAUGACUAGGUUUUACUCAAAGACCACAUUUGUACGUUAUUCACGUAAUAACGGGCAUACAAAUGGCGUUCGCGCCGAAGAAUUGAACACACGUGGUGUGAAGUGAUUACAAGUGAAGUGCAGUGAAUACAAGUGACGAUUUAAUUGAUUAAGUUAAUUAACUUUAUGUAUGACUCGAGUCCAAAGUGCCUAGUGCACAAAGUUACCUGGAGAUAACUGAAGAUUUUGACAACUGCUGCCCGCCUGGCUGUUUCAAUCUGGGAUGUUGGGUUAAGUAAGUGUACACAGUCUUGUAUAACAUUGUUUUACUGUAAACAAUCUACUGACUACUUUGUGUGACCCACCAACCUGUUUCAUACUGGUUUGAUGGGCACGUUGCGAAAUCUUGUAUAAAAUUACAUAGAAAUGAAUAGACCAGGCGCUGUGAGGUAUUGAGUGUAAAUAAUUUGGAGACUGCAUUCUUGUUACAGUUUUAAACUCAGAAAAUAAGGCAGAUUAUGAUUCUGUAUGUUGCUAAGACGUUUGUUAAUCCAUUAUUUUACCCCCUUUUGGUGUAGAGGGUGUGGUCUGAAUAAAUUUGUAUCUGUUUUAUUGCUUAUUUCAUUAAGAAUAUCCAGUUUUUUAACCGACUUCCAAAAAGGAGGAGGUUCUACUUUCGGCUGUAUGUUUUUUUUUUAUGUAUGUCCAUCAUUUGUGGACCGAUUUUGAAAAUUCUUUUUUUUUAUCAUGACAUGACACUAAUGGCUAAUAUAUUUAAAGACACAAAAAAGUAAAAAUGUAUCACUCCAAAACUACUAAUUGAAUACAACUGAAACUUGGCAAAAUUUGAGUUUAUACUAUGAAGAUAAAAAGAUUCCGACGAAUUGAUAACCUCCUCCUUUUUUUUAAGUCGGUUAAAAACACCAAAAGGAGCACUGUGUAAAGGGAAUAGCAAACCUCCUUGUGACAUGGAUAAUCGUAAUCUGCACGCUUUUCUGAGUUCAAAUCUGCAAACAGAAUGCGUUCUUGGAAUUAUGCACACUCAAUACCUCACAGCGCCUGGUCUACUUGUUAGUCAAGUGUAUUUUGAAUACUUUGUGUAAUAACCCAAUCUGAAAUGGUGGGCUAAUGUAAGUGUUAUAUGCAAUCUUAUAAAGAAUGGGAUAAGAAUACACUAUAUUAUUGUAUUUUAUUAAAUUAUCUGACAUUGUGGAAUAACCCACCAAGUUGUUUCAAACCAGAUUUGUGGGCUACUUAAGUAAAAUGCAGAAUUUGUAUAAAACAGAAUUGCAGUUGUAAAGGCAGCCUUAACGCAAGCAAUGUUAAAUUAAUUGAUAUACUUGCUAGGAUUUUUAAAAUGUCCAUCUAUUUGUUACUUAGACCAAUUACCUUGGACUUGUAUGGAAUUAUAGCAUGGAUUAUCACAUAGGCUACUGUUUAUCCCGGAACAAUCCAUGGUUCCCGAGGGAUUUGUGAAAAAAUAAAGUCACGGGCGUCCGCUAGUGAUCAUAUCAUGCCUCAAUAGCUCAACGGUAAGAGCGGUCGGACUCAUCACCGAGGGGUGGUGGUUCGAUCCCCGCCCCGUUGGUCUAUUGUCGUACCCACUGCUAGCACAGUCUUUCCCGACUUGUUGGGAGGGGAUUAGGAAUAUUGGUCAUAUUAAAAAAAAAUAUAUAGUGUUGACAGAGGGGUAACCUCUAGCGAGGCAGGUCCUAAAGGUAAUUGGUCUAAGACUUACUAUGACUACUACCUUUAGUUUGGUAGGCAGAUUAUUUACAAACCGAUUAGUCAUUCCAGUCAGUAAAUAUAACUGUCACUGAAAUGUCAUUUUCACUCAACUGAAAAGUUGGAGGUGCAUGCCCCGGACCGGAUUCGAACCCACACCCUCCGGAAUCGGAGGCAGAGGUCAUAUCCACUGGGCUGUCACGGCUCAAUGAGUAAUAUACAAACAAAAAUGGAGUGAUUUUAAAAUACUAUUGUGUAUGGUAUUAGGGAUACUGCCGAAAACUUGUCAAAAAUUGUCAAAAAUUGUCAAGGAUAUGCUUAUAUUGUAACUAAUAAAUGUAUAUAUUAGAAAAUCACUAGUGUGUUGUUUCGAUCUUGAAAAUAAUUGGGGUUUUGACUAUCUUUUGACUAGUACUGUAUUUUUUUUUUAUUAAUGCGUAUUCUGGUCGGCGUAUGUCCGACAGAACGUAAUUAGUUUGAACAGUCGGUUGAACGCCGACCAAAAGACGCGUGAGCGCCUGAUCUAUAAUAGGGUAUAAUUAUUUUUUUUAUUUUAAAUUAAUGUAUGCUAAUAGUAUAAGAGCCGUGGUAGCCCAGUGGAUAUGACCUCUGCCUCCGAUUUCGGAGGGUGUGGGUUCGAAUCCGGUCCGGGGCAUGCACCUCCAACUUUUCAGUUGUGUGCAUUUUAUGGAAAUAAAUAUCACGUGUCUCAAACGGUGAAGGAAAACAUCGUGAGGAAACCUGCAUACCAGAGAAUUUCUUAAUUCACUGCGUGUGUGAAGUCUGCCAAUCCGCAUUGGGCCAGCGUGGUGGACUAUUGGCCUAACCCCUCUCAUUCUGAGAGGAGACUCGAGCUCAGCAGUGAGCCGUAUAUGGGUUGAUAACGACGAUGCUAAUAGUGUUUAACUAAGAAAUUUAAAUAAUUUUUCCAAAAGAUAGCUGGAAGAUGUGUAGCUAGAUAUAGCAGUCAAAAAUUAAAAAAAAAAAAAUUAUAGUAAAUAAAAUUAAAUAUUAUGUAUUGUUUUAUAUACAAAUUCAUCGGUCCAUUUGAGAAUAAAUUUAGUAAGUUUGAAACAUAAUUCAAAGACUGCGUUUUUAUAAACAAAAUCAGCAUUUAAUUUCAAUAUUUUAGAUGUUUUGAAGUUAGUCAAAUACCCAAUUGAAUUUUUAACAGCUGUCAAAAAAUGCAAUCUCGUCUACCAAGGUUGCUUUUUUGACAGUUCAAAACAUAAUAUGAUAUAUAUAUAGAAGUAAUUACGAUUUUAAAUUACGGCUUAAGCUAAAUAAAGUAUUAUUGUAAUUCGUCUUUAUAUUUGUACAUACGAACUGAUAUUUUGUACGGUUGAGGAGAAAAUUUUGUUCUUUACUUUACAUUUGAAAAACAUGUUUUUCAUUAAUCAUGUUAUCUAUAUAGCAAGAUAGUUUUUUGGAAAUCGUUAGUAUCAAAGUCAUUGUAAUCUGCAAUUUUUACCCGACUGCAAGAAGGGUUAUGUUUUUCGCGCGUAUCUUGUAUGUAUGUAUGUAUGUAUGUAUGUAAUAUUCUUUAUUACCUCAUAUCUUCCAAACCGCUGGACGGAUUUUCGUAAUUAAGAUAUCGUUAGAUUUGUCUUAAUAACCCAAGUGUUCUUAGAUAGGUGAAAUUAAAAAAAAACAACAAGACGACUGUGAGACGCUAUAGACUCGAGGUGAAAAAAAAUUUUUUUUUUUUACUAUUGCAACAUGGGUAUCAAAAUCAAGGGCUUUUUGUGAGGAAUUCAAAAUGGUAUAACAUAGCCAUGUUAAAAAAAACUAUAAUUAGAAAAACGUUAUUUAUUAAUUGUCUAUACAAAAUACGCGAGGCGGAUGACUAUAAGGUGCGAGGUUUAUGAAGUGAAGUUAUAUAACACCUAAAAUAUACUAAACUAAAUAUAUUGAUUAUAAAAAUCGGACAAGUGCGAGUCAGAUUCGCCCACCGAGGGUUCCGUAGAUCUUUUUGAAUAUUUACUUAACCUCGGUUGGACGUAGGUAUAAAUUAUCGUACUUUGUAACAUGUAACCAACAAAUAAAUCCGAAAUUCACCAUCUAUCGUAACUAAAAAGGUGUGAAAUAAAUAAAUUAAUUAAACAAAUAAAAAAACCCGACUGCAUAAAUUAUACAAAAACUGAAAAGAAAAAAACAAGCUCAGUCCAGAAGUGUAGAAAGCAAUUAGAAAACAGUCGGGACCUGUAAAAAAAUGUAGACGAAAAUCAUUCUAUUCAAUAUAAUAGGUCCCGACUGUUUUCUAAUUGCUUUCUACACUUCUGGACUGAGCUUGUUUUUUUCUUUUCAGUUUUUGUAUAAUUUAUGCAGUCGGGUUUUUUUAUUUGUUUAAUUAAUUUAUUUUUUGUUAUUUUAAAUUGCUCAAGGCAUAAGUUUCUCAAAAGACAGUGGGAUUUAAACUUCAUAUAUAUCUUUCUUAUGGGGUUUUUUCUUCUCUUUUAAGUUUUAUUUUUUAAAUCAUGGCUUCAAUGUCUAGGUCAAAUCUGUUAGUAUUUAUGGAACCAACUCCAAAACCAAAAAAUAUAUUUUUUGUUUAUAUUAAUAUUAAAUCCGCUUUCAAAAGUACAGAGCUUAUGUUUUCUUCUUGAUCGUGCAAAAAUUGUAAAAUAAAUGAAAAAAAAAAAAAUAAGAUUUAGUAAAACUAUAGAAAUUGCGUUGUAAAGUAAUCGCUAGAUAAAUGUUGAGGGUGUGACCACAAAAUUAAUAAAAAAAAAAAUGUACUUUUUUUACAUACAUUUUACUUUUUUAUGGUGUUUUACUUAUUUGUCUAAUUGUGUCUUCAAAAUUGAACGUGGUUUUUAACCACAGUUAAAAGGACGUCAAGAACAGCGGGCUUAUUACGUAACUCGGUGUACUAUUCAAAUAAUAAGUCACUAAAAAUUUUUUUUUUAUCGUAUUAUCGUUUUUGUGAUCAUCUAAAGUGUUUUUCAAUUUUUUUUUUAAAUUUUUUUUUUUUUUUUUUUUUUUUUUUUAUUCUUCUUUAGAUUAAACAGUUUUUCAGAUAACAAUGGUACGGUGACAGAUGACUUUUUACGGAAGGGCCUUGAUUGCGCCAUUUUACAUCCAAUGCCAGUGAUUUUUUGUUUUAACGAUCAUCUAACAUAAAUAUUUCAACGAAAUUACGUAUUAUUCAAUUAAUACCAGUACUAUACUAAUUUAAUUUUAUGUAAAAUGAGGUUAAUUAUGUAAUUUCGCUAAUGUAAUGUAUUUAUGUAAUGUAAAAACAAAGUUAAGAUGGUUGUGAAAAUGAAAAUAUGAUGAAAAACGAUGAAGUGACUGAUUAUUUGCAUGGUACACUGACAUAUAAUAACCGUACAGGACAGAUCUCAGGCAAUAUAUCGCAUUGGCCCCAAUUUCCCCUUAUGCAGAGGUCUGGACCUUACUGGGUCCGCUAGAGAGAGAGUUCUUCUAUCCCUUGGGCCCCACCCUGGGUCUCUGACAGAGAUAGAAUUUGCUGUUUCAAUUAUUCAAGCAUAUGUAAUUUCUAUUGAAAUGAAAUGAAAUGAAAUGAAAAUUUAUUGUUUUAUCAAGUUUACAUAUAUGAUUGAUGAUUGGGCUGGGACCUUCUAUUAAGUACUAGACCUGUAUCAGAAAGCCCCGCUCUUCCUCAACUAUAAUAUUAUUAUAAUUAUAAAAUAAAAACAAUAAUUUUAACAUAAAUCAAAUAAUACAUAAUUUUCUUUCAAUUCUAACGUGCAAAAUAAGUGAGAUAAGAAUAAAAUUGUUGUUUUCUAUUUCAAGGACUCUUUAUUCUAGAGAAGUUGAUUAAUGAAAUUUACCCACAAUCAUCCCUUGCACUGGCAUAAACUCCACAGUUGACAUAUACUUGGCACAUAGAGUCACAGAAAUUAUUAUUUUGUAUAAAUAGUACUUGAAAUAAGGGUGAUUUACUUGUAUAUUUUCCCUUAUUUAGAGUUGCUGUAUCAUUAUUUUAUUCCUUAAAAACACCCUUGGGGGUAAACCUGCAUGCAUUUUUAGUGCAGGAGCAUAUUUUGAAAAAAAUAGAAAAAUCGGUAAACAAAAACCGGUUUUAGUGUUACGACUAAAAAUGUCCCAUCACUAAAACUAAGGCUCCUUGCAUACGACCAACCAUAGCGACCGAUUGGUGACAGUUUGAACAGGAUGGUGGUUGUAAAAAAAUAUUUAAAAUGGCGACGCUUUUUCCUGUAUCACAGAAGACCAGCCAGCUGCAUAGCAUGUUAUAUAAUGAUAUUUUUUGCUUUAGAUAGGGCGCUAGCGAAUCAAAACUGAGGCGGACAAAUGUGUAUAAUUGACCGCAUUUCAUUUAGUCGCUUAUUAUUAACGAAAGUUAUUUAAACACAAUACCUAAAUAAAGUCUACAAUGUCGAGUUGUGUGCUUAGUAAGUGAAAAAACUAUAUAUACAUACAUAUAUACUCAGAGGCACAAUUAUCCGCUCACUUUAAUAUGACGCGAAUUAAGUGGCCGGAUACUUGUGCCUCUGAGUGUAUAAUGUAGGUAAACACAAAAUUGUGCAUGUGUGCCUCAGAUCAAUUAUAGAAGGACCUGUAUCGCACUCAUAGUCACGAACAAAAUAGUCUGUCAUUUUCUGAAGAAAACGAGCUUACAUUUGGUAUAUAUCUUGUACUAAACUAGAAGUUUUUGUCCGACUUUUACACCAUUCAAUUACACAAAAAGGUAUUUUACGGAGCUCUUUAAUCGACAAACACGAUUACAACUAUUUAACACUGAUUAUAUAGAGACAGUUUUUAUAAUCGCAUUAGAUCGUUGAUCAUAUACUUUGACAGAAAAGUAACAUCUAGCGAGGCAGGUCCUAUACAAUAAUUAGUCUGAGACGUGUGCGCUCAGUGGAGUAGCUAAAUUCAGAUCACUUUUUGCGGUGAUUUUGGUAACCUAUCUAUAGUAUACAAUAAUCAUUGAUGCUAUCCAUAGAUACAUUUCCUGUAUACAAGGAUAAUUGUGUUCUUAUUAAUGCCUACUCGGAUGCCUAUGCACGCCAUUGUGAAGAAAUAGGAAAUUGAGAAGUUUAGUAAAAUAAUAAAAAAGGUAACCAUAAUAUAAAAUAAUGUGGUCGCACCCGUAUAUGUAUAAUAAAUAUCAAAUAUAAUUAAUUAUAAAAUUGCCUGUUCAAAUUGAAUGUUACCCGGUCAAAGUAACACUAUUUUAGUGGAUUUUUUUUGAAUAGCACAGCCGUUGUCGGCUGCAGCACGCCUUAUUUUUGUCGGCGUGUGCCCGACGAGCGGGGAACUGGUCGGGCGUACGCCGACGGUGUAAUUUUUGAUAGGUAUAGUAAUAACACCAAUAAUGCAAUAAAUAUUAGUGGAUACGUUUAUAUUAAAAAUAAGGAAAGCCUGCCCGACAGUUGUCAGUAAAUAGUAAUUAACCGGAAAAUGAGAAAUAUAGGUAAAUGAAUUUCUAGAAAUUUCUUAUUUGCGAGAUACAUGAAUGACUCAUUUUUUCUCUAAUUUGCAAUAUAGUUUAUCAACUGUAUACCUAAUUAUUAUUGUGCUCGUGCGGAUUACCUUGACACCUGACUCGAAUGAUGUUUGUGAAGUCCUUUUCAUUAAAGAAGUCCCCCAAACGCGGCGCUGAUGUCUUAAAGGCUCAGACCAAUUAUAGAAGGACCUGUAUCGUACUCAUAGUCACGAACAAAAUUGUCUGUCAUUUUCUGAAGAAAACGAGCUUACAUUUGGUAUAUAUCUUAUACUAAACUAGAAGUUUUUGCCAAAAUUCAAUUGCACAAAAAGGUAUUUUUAGGGAGCUCUUUAACCGACGAACACGAUUACAACUAUUUAACAUCGAUACUAUAGAGACAGUUUUUGUAAUCGCAUUAGAUCGUUGAUCAUAAUACUUUGACAGAAAAAUAACGUCUAGCGAGGCAGGUCCUAUACAAUAAUUGGUCUGAGCUUAAGGGUCUUAUUGUCGUAAGGCGCAGUCAAUUUUAGUUCACGUUUUAGCCGCGGGACAUUUUUCAUGAAAAGGACUCUACUGUGUUUGUAUGGACGUGUCAAGUAAAUGCGCACGGGUUAUGCACACAGUCUUCACAAAUAUAGGUAUAAUAAUCGUACAGUACGAUUUCGGAUACACAUUUUGUCUGUACAUAAAUAUGAUGUUGUUAAUGUGAUUGUUCCUUUAUAGUUCAAGAGACCACGAUCAUUAUACCUACGCUAUAGUUUAAAAUUAAAUGUCACCUGUGUUUGGCGUGUGCUUAAAUUUAAUAUCAAAAACCUAGGUUAAGUUUAAAUAUUUUCUAUUCAUAUCGUUUUUGAAUAAAUGUCCAUUUAUAUAGAAUAUUGUUUUAAAACAAUAAAUAAUUAUAAUUGCCCAAGUAAUAUUCAUCGAUCUCCUAUUAAAAAGUGGAUGCACAAUCAGCGACCAAAAAACGUACCCACUCAAUGAGUGCCAAACACAACUACUUGGCACUCAAUUGAAGUAGUCGCAUUUGCAAAUUCAACCUUAAACUCGAUACUUAAGGUUGAAUUUGCUCUGAAUUUGGGAUUUUAUUGAACAUUGGACUAUAUUUAAAGGCUUUAGGUAUAAUUUUCUUUACCAAUAAUUCUAAACUGUCUAAAGCAAAAUUGGCCAGUUUUUAAGUGAAUUUUUUUACAUGUUUUAUUAUAUGAGGUCGAUGGUAAUAUUGUGGUUUAGCGACAUUUUUUUAAACAACGUGUCUUGAUUUUUAAGACUUAUUUUAAUAAUACAAUUUAAAUCAUGAUCAUGAGAGUGACGGCCUCCGUGGCGCAGUGGUAUGCGCGGUGGAUUUACAAGACGGAGGUCCUGGGUUCGAUCCCCGGCUAGGCAGAUUGAGAUUUUCUUAAUUUGUCCAGGUCUGGCUGGUGGGAGGCUUUGGCCGUGGCUAGUUACCACCCUACCGGCAAAGACGUACCGCCAAGCGAUUUAGCGUUCCGGUACGAUGCCGUGUAGAAACCGAAAGGGGUGUGGAUUUUCAUCCUCCUCCUAACAAGUUAGCCCGCUUCCAUCUUAGACUGCAUCAUCACUUACCAUCAGGUGAGAUUGUAGUCAAGGGCUAACUUGUAAAGAAUAAAAAAAAAAAAAAAAGAGUUAUCAUGAGAAAAUUGUGUUACAGUAAUGUUAUGUUUUAGUAUUUAAAUAAUAUUUAAUUCAGAUCUUAGGUAAUAGGUUUUUUUAAUGACUCUCUAUUGUAAUGAUCUCAGAUCGAUUUAUUUUUUUCCGGGGCACACAUUAUGUUAAUAAAUCAAAAAUUAGUCAAUAUUUUUUUUUAUUUGUUCUUUAUAAUGAUCAAUUUAAUUAAAUUUUCAUUUGGUUGUUUAAUGUGAAUAAAUAAUUAUAUUUAAUGAUACGUUUAUAUGUAUAUUGAUGUAAUUUUAAAUUAUUUUAAACUCACCUCUACAAUGCUAGUGAAGUAAACACAAUGUAUUGAAAAGCUUAGUGGUUAUGAUCACGUAUUGACGGUGAAAACGAAAUAUUUACACAGCAAGUAAAGUUAACAUUGCAGGUGAGAUGUGCAAAGUUUUAUAUUUCCACACUAGUGUCGAAAUUGAAAAUUGACGAUUAGAAUUUUUUCUUACAGAUUUGCGAUUGAUUUUAUUCUGUAUUUUGAUAGCAGCAUAAUACCCGAGGUUUCACCUGCAUUAUCAUAACUUUAAAUUCCAUUCCCGUGAUAAUGCGGAGAUAAAAUAUAGUCUAUGUUACUCCUUGAUAACGUAGCUUUCAAUUUUUGAAAGAUUUUUUCAAAUCGGUCUAGUAGUUUCCUAGUGCAAUGUGCAAACAAACGAACAAUCAAAUAUUUCCUCUUUAUAGUAUUAGUAUAGACAAGGUGUCGCUUGGUUAAUUCGUUUCCACCGUCGAAAUGUGGGCUCUUACACUAUUUCAAUAGAUAAAUAUUGGUAUGGAAGAAAAAAUUUCUUUCUACUAUAGCGAAGGUUGUUGUGACCGAGGGCUCUUGGCCUAUUUUUCUUGUGUAUAAAUCGAAUUAAUCUCGGGAUCCAUUAAAAUAGUUUUAUUCGAAUGUAUAAAUUUUGUUACUGAUUAUAAUUUAAUACCUAUUUAGGUACUAAGUAGCUUGGAGAUGCGAUUUUUUUUUUAAUUUUAUUUAAGACAUGUGCUUAUAACGAUUAAGGUGUGGUCACAUUGACUGGUUACGUUUCGGAAUUAACAACUGAACAAUGAAUAAUUGAUUUAUUGUAUUUAUUAUCUCUACAACGUAGAGUAACUACCUUGAGUGAGGUGUUAGAAGGCGUUAUUUUGCUAAAGUUCAUUAUGAACAAUGAAUACUUAAUUCAUUUAUUAGUACUCUGUACAAUGUAGAGUCAACCACCUAUCAUGAUGAUGUACCGGUUUCGUAGUCAAACGUAAGUAUAGUGUCCCGAAUACUAAAAAGUUUUAUUUGUAAAAAAAUACAAAUAAAUUAAUUAUUUAAAGUUUUAAGAAACAAAAUUUGGGUUUAGCACCUAAAGAUUUUUUUUUUAAAUUUAAUUUUAAAAAGUCAAUGUUGUUAAAAUUCCAUAUGUGCAGCUAUUCACCAGUCGCAGUGACUGCAGUUAUAGAAUUAACGAAGUACUGCGUUAAAUCAGUUCGUCAUGAAGGCAGCCGUUAAAUGUACAUAGAUUGUUCACAAAAAACGAAGGAAUUGGUUCAUUAAUGUUUAACUGUAAGUUGUAGAUUUUUUUUAAUGUCGAUAGUAAUAUUUAAAGACGGAAUAGUUGCUUGUUUUAAUGGUAUUUUUUAUUUUUUUUAAUGCUAAUAUUUUGUGAUUGAUUUGAUCAUAGAAACACGUAUAAAAACAAGUGUAUACAGACAUAUUUUAGCGCCAUAGACUACGUUAUUUUUUUUUCAUAAGCCAUGAAUGUUGUAGUCAAGUGCAAAUGAAACUAAAAACUACAUUUUGUUCCAUUAAGCGGAAGGUCUGUGGUCAGGAGACAAGCAGACAGAAGAUGGACGCGUUAAUAAAUAGUUUAUUAAUGUCCUGUUUAAUAAAGACUGAUAUUCAUGAAUUAUUAUAAUUAUGUACAUUGUCUUAUUCAAACAUUUGUGUGAGUGCGUGUUGUGGAUUUGCUAAGAAAGGUUAAAGUUCAUUAUUUAUAUAAAUUUUUAUUUAUAUUUACCGAGGUCACGCAUUGAACCAUACCAGUAUAUGAGUGAAUAAUUUCUUAAGAAAAUUAAUGAGAAAAUUGUUUGUUUUCUCUGUGGGUGUUAUUGUUAUGGUAAUACCCUUGCCCCAUAAUUUACUGAAUGUUUAAAAAAUGGUAGUUCGAGUAUGGCUAGUUACUGCCUAACUGACUUAACGUAUCUUAAAGUACGUAUUUAGGAAACAAAAAAGUCUUUUAAUUUUGUUUGUUAAUAAGAAUAAGCCAAAUCAAUCAAUCUAUUUAUUACAAUACUCGUAUAUAAACAUUUUUUAAUUGUGACUAUAAUAUUAAAACAUUGUAAAGUAGAUCAAAAAUAACGGUUGCCUUCAUGACGAAACUCAUGCUGUUUAACGGCAGACCUCAUGACAAAUGUCAUGCUGUAAAUCCCUAUUAGUUGUAAUUAUUUUUUAUGGUUAAAGCGGGAUAGAUUCGCUAUUCUAGCACGAAGAAAGUUGAAUAUAUAUCGAGUAAUUGUGUAUAAUAUUAUUAUUUUGUAAGUAAAUUAAUAAAUUACUAUUGAUUUUUGCUUAAA
This is a messenger RNA of Bicyclus anynana (squinting bush brown), 13460 nucleotides long. RefSeq names its product F-box/WD repeat-containing protein 11 (gene slmb). Gene Ontology annotation, molecular function: protein dimerization activity. Bases 115 to 1656 code for a protein of 513 amino acids. The record is from RefSeq and is a predicted model, not a curated record. Lineage: Eukaryota; Metazoa; Arthropoda; Insecta; Lepidoptera; Nymphalidae. The transcript has 12 exons.